Messenger RNA from Theobroma umbraticum, 2113 nucleotides. RefSeq names its product auxin-responsive protein IAA6-like. Gene Ontology annotation, biological process: regulation of DNA-templated transcription. The record is from RefSeq and is a predicted model, not a curated record. NCBI's taxonomy places the organism in Eukaryota, Viridiplantae, Streptophyta, Magnoliopsida, Malvales, Malvaceae. Gene Ontology annotation, cellular component: nucleus.
AGCAUUGCUUCUUGACAAAAGGAGAACACAACAAUGUUGUCUUGUCUAGGUUAUGCAUCAAAGUAUAUGACUACAAAUUCCAUUAUUUCCAAGCUGUUGCCUGCCUCAAUGCUUUAUUUUCCAUUUCUAGUGUGGUUGAAAGAAAAAAAAAACCUCUCUGCAGUUUCCUUCUGUCUGUCUAUACUAUACUCAGUCUCAAGAGGAAACUAGAAGAGAAUUACUGAAAGCAGUCAAAGAGCCGCCUAGCUAUAUAUUUCCCACGAGCUUGCCACAUAUCACCAAGUUUUGUUCUCAGAUUGGCGUGGUUGCUGGAUGUCUGGUUGUCCUUUUCCUUAGAAAGCAGCAGAACUCAUUGAUAGGCUGGAAGUAGAUAUAUUCUGUAGACUGUUGGUUUGUAGAUUGUUUAGGCCUUUAGGUAGACAUAAGCAGGCAUAGCUAAAAAUAUCCCGUGAGCUUCUGUUUUUUCUGAUCCUAGCCUGCAGUUCUCUUAGCUACAUGACUCAUUUAGUUUCCUGAUUGAAGUUCUGUUACCAGAAAGGAUUCAGUAGUUUUCUCUGCCCUUAGCCUCCACUCAACUAAACUUAUUUUCUAAGAAUUAAAGUAUAGUUUCUUUUUCCAACCAGCUAGGAUCUCUUUCAUUUCCCCUUAUUAUAGCGGCUAAGAUGGAGGAAUAUCCUCGAUUGCUGAACCUAAAUCCUAUGAACAAGGAAUGGCUUGUAAACCAUAAAGUAUCAGAGGACAGAAAGUUGGAGUUGAGGCUUGGUCCUCCAGGAGAAUUCCUUGGCUGCAACAACUGUGCAACUCAUGGAACAAAGAGAACUUUCCAACACACAGCUGAAACAAGCAUAGUAGAGAAAGACCGGUGGAGAGAUGGUAGUGAAAACCAAUGCCAAAAGCUUUCGUGUUUUGCAAAAACAGGCGAUGCGGUAAAUUGUACUCCAUCUCCAUGGUCAUCUGGCUCUAUACCAUAUUCUGCCUUUCAGAGAGACUCCCAGAAGGAGUCACAACAUUCAAAGGCUUCAUUUUUCCAAAACUUACCAAUCUCCAAGAAGCUUGCUGGCAUGGCUGAGGACUUCUCACAGCCAUGUAGCUCUAGGGUGGCAGAGGUGCAGUUUCCAGAUAGGAAGGCAUGUUCUAGUCUUGCUACUGCUGAUGCAGAUACCGCCACAAACAAUACCUCCAACAAAAGAAUAGCAUAUUCCCCAGUUGUUGGGUGGCCUCCAAUUCGGUCAUUCAGGAAAAAUCUUGCAAGCAGCAGCUCGUCCAAGCCAGCUUCUGCAUCACCGAAUGAAAAGGACAUUGGAGGAAAACCCGAAAAUUCCAAAAAUCAGUUGUUCGUGAAGAUCAACAUGGAAGGUAUUCCUAUCGGAAGGAAAGUGAAUCUCAGUGCCUAUAACAGCUACGAGGAACUCUCACUUGCUAUAGAUGAGCUCUUCAGUGGUCUGCUUGCAGCUCAAAAAGAUUCAUCUGCCACUCAAAAUGAAAACAACAUCGAGGAAUUAGCAAAAGCAGAUGCAGGCUCAUUAGCUGGAAGUGGGGAAUACACUCUAAUUUAUGAAGAUGAUGAAGGAGACAGGAUGCUUGUUGGGGAUGUCCCAUGGCACAUGUUUGUUUCUACUGCAAAGAGGCUGCAUGUAUUGAAGAGUUCUGAACUUUCAACUCUACGAAUUGGUAGCAAUGAUCAAGAAAAGACACCACUUGAUCCUGCUAUGCAAAUUUGAAGAUGACUUUUAAGUGGGGAAUUUUCUUUAUCUUCAAGUGGAGAAGUUAUGGUGGCACCAACUUCAAAUUUGGGUUCAAAACUUCAAAAUCUGUCAUUUGCAAUCCUUUCAUAAAAGUUGACAUCAUUUCUAUGGUUCUUCUCAGUUCUGAGCUUUGAUGUUCGUAAAUAGGUUUGUAAAUAUAUGAUGGACUGCCUGAGAUGUACUACUUUUAUUUUCAAUUUUAUGUUCUUUUUUUGUCCUUUUAGAAGUCAACUAGGUAUUUGGAAAUGGAAACUUGAUGGGACCUGAUCUCUUCAAGUGCUUGUAAUUGACUUAGAUUUAGGUCUACUGAUAAGUAUAAUGUUUUUUUUUUCUUUUCUGAAAUGAAAAGACUAUCACUGUUUCCUGAU